Molecule: messenger RNA, 654 nt
Organism: Trichoderma gamsii
Lineage: Eukaryota; Fungi; Ascomycota; Sordariomycetes; Hypocreales; Hypocreaceae
Exons: 2
Coding region: 1-654 (217 amino acids)
Source: RefSeq, a predicted model, not a curated record
AUGCCUUCUGUCAAGAGCCUUCUGUCGGCUGCCGCUGUGGCAUGCUUGGCCAGCGCAGAGACGAUCAAGAUCACGGCGACUUCGUCCAACACUUUCGACCCCUCGACCGUUACGGCAUCCCAUGGCGAUAUCCUCGAAUUCCACUUUGAGCCGAAGAACCACAGCGUGGUUUCGGGUCUCUACGCAUUCCCUUGCACUCCCAUGCAAUUGGGCACCGGAUUCUUCUCAGGAUUCACCUUCAACACCACCGAUGGCGAAGCAGACAAAGUUUUCCGCGUCACGGUAAACGGAACCGACCCGACUCCCUUCUACUCCUCGCAGGGCAACGAGUGCUCCGGUGGAAUGGUGGGAAUCAUCAACCCCAGCAAGAACCAGACGCUUGCAGACUUCAAGAAGCGAGCCUCUGCCUUGGCAAGGAGCGUCUCGCCCGGCAGAACAGCCUUUGGUGGUGAUAUCGCCGACAACGACGACGACUCAUCCAACUCUACCAGUGGCGGCAACAGCAGCAGUGGCGGCAAGGGUGGUAGUAGCGGUGGCAGUGGCAGCGGUAGCAGCAGCGGCAGCGGCUCAGACAAGGACGGCAAGGAUAACGGCAGUGUUUCUUUGUCUGUGUCGAUUGGCGCACUGGCGCUUGCUAUGCUCAUGGCCAUUUAA